Dicentrarchus labrax (European seabass) is the source of this 2249-nucleotide messenger RNA. It is a transcript of the gene lgals3a, whose product is annotated as lectin, galactoside binding soluble 3a. Gene Ontology annotation, molecular function: IgE binding; laminin binding; carbohydrate binding. The transcript is spliced from 6 exons. Lineage: Eukaryota; Metazoa; Chordata; Actinopteri; Moronidae. Gene Ontology annotation, cellular component: nucleus; immunological synapse. Gene Ontology annotation, biological process: monocyte chemotaxis; eosinophil chemotaxis; neutrophil chemotaxis. Bases 172 to 1317 code for a protein of 381 amino acids. The record is from RefSeq and is a predicted model, not a curated record.
ACGCCCGCGCGCUUCCUGUUGAGAGAGUUGUAGUUCUGAGAGCGGAUCCAACGUUAGCUUGUAGUUCUAUGCCUCGGCAGGCUAAAUUAGCUUGCUAAGUGGCUUCACAGCUGGACGGAACAUCACUUUCACCCACUAUCACUUGAGAGGAGUCAAUCUUCUGGCGAGAUCAUGUCGGAUUUCUCGCUGGCAGAUGCCUUAGGAGACGACAGCCCAAGCCAGGCUAAGAAAAUAGGGAACACUAACCCGUCUGCCCCGGCCAGCAACCAGCCACAUCCCACAAACCCAGGAUGGCCUGGUUCAGCCCCAGGGGCUCCCACCCAGCCCUCCGCUCCGGGUGACUUCGCCGGCGGAUCAUCUGGCCCAGGGGCUCCAGGGCAGUUCCCGUUUCAGUCCGGCCCUGGUGCACCAGGGCAAUACCCAGGACCUCCUUCAGCACCUGGUGGGUUCCCCCCUGGUCCUGGAAUACCUGGACAAUAUCCACCUGCACCAGGAGCUCCAGGGCAGUUCCCCUCCAGCCCUGGAGCCCCUGGGCAGUUCCCCGGGCACUUCCCUGGGCAGUACCCACCUGAAGGAGCUCCAGGACAACUACCCGGAGGCCCCGUUCAGUACCCAACUGGACCCUUUCCUUCUGGCCCUGGAGCUCCCUCUGGGCCUUAUCCAAGUAUGCCUUUCCCAGGAAGUCAGCCAGGUGGAGACAAUGGGAUGUACGGACCAGGUGGUCCAGGUGCAUUCCCCCCUCCAGCUGGCCCUGGCUCUUUCCCUGCAUUCCCUGGUGGAGCAUUUCCCCCAAUCCCCCCCGGGUCAUGGGGACCACAUGCAGGUGGAGGCUUCCCUCCUGCCCCUGGUCCCUUUGGACCUGGCCCAGGACCGAUGGGUCCAUAUGGUGGGCCUGCCGCUCCAGGAGGCAUGAUGAUGAUGCCGUAUGAUCUCCAGCUUCAUGCUGGAAUGAUGCCACGACUUUUAAUCACAAUAGUUGGGGAGCCCGUUCCCGGUGCAGACAGGUUCCAAGUCGACUUCAUCAAAGGUUCAGACGUCGUCUUUCACUUCAAUCCUCGAUUUGAUCAGCAAACAAUUGUCAGAAACUCCAAUCUAGGUGGAUGUUGGGGGCCAGAGGAACGAGAAGGAGACUUCCCAUUUGUUCAGGGACGCCGUUUUGAGCUGAAGAUCCUUGUGGAGGAGGACAUGUUUAAAGUGGCGGUGGACGGCAGCCACCUGCUGGAGUACGAGUACAGAGUCGACGGGUUGGAGGAAGUGACCCUGGUGCGAGUGGCUGGAGACCUCAUCCUCCACAGUGCAGCCCCGAGCAUGAUCUGAAUCUCAGAGCUACUAAACCACACGCUGUACCGGAGACCUAGGUCAAACUUUACCACCGUAUUUGAGAUUCUUUCAAGUACCUUGAUGGAGUUUUUGAGGCAGAAUAGUCAGCGAAGUGCAAUCUUUGCCCACCUGAAGCUUCUUCAUUUAUUACAGAACAGACAGCAGAUUAACCCAGGUCUGCUCACUAUAAUCCUAUUUUCCUUUUUACUCGCUGACAUCUCAUUUUAUAACCACUCACAAUCCAAUAUCUUUUAUGACAUAACAAUAUCAAAGUAGUGAAUGAGAUUAAGUGAAUCUAAAACAGGCGUUUUAGGGAAUUACUAAUUUAUACCUAAUGAAAAGAUUGUAGGUGGAAAAGUGUGACAUGUCCCAAAUGUUUUCCACUAGUAUGCUGUAUUUUGUUUACAGUACAUGUAUGUUUAAUUCUAUCCUUUAUAUCAAAAUCUUGACAGGCCUUUGUAAUGCAUGAGAGCGUGCUGCUGAAAAUCAACUUGGUUUCCUUUUCAUCGUCUUACUUACAGCGCUGGCCGACCCCACCCCUCCCCUCAAGACUCUCUGGUCUGUUACCAUACAGUAGGCUAAUGAUGAAGUUUCUUAAAAUGUAUUUAUAUACUGACUUUGAGCUCCUCCUUUCCUCAGUAUUAAUGCCCCUGAGCUCUCAGACUGGAGGGACUUAUGAUUUCAUGUUGAAGUCAAAUAGUUAAAAAAAAAAAAAGUGAGGCUCAAGUAAAACGUUGGAAUGGGGAGGGAUGAGGGUCUCUUGUUGAUUUUGUUGCCAAAGAUAACAGUGGUACAAUAUUUUGAGAUUAUAUGCUUAUAAAUAAAGGGCAACAAACAAAUAAUGACUGAUUAUGCUGUUUGAUUCAGAAUAUUGUACACUUUUCAUGAGCUGCCUGCCUGUACACAUAAUAAAUGCUAGUUUCCCCGUU